AUGCGGGAAUUAAUAGUGCUGGUAUUAGUUGCAUGGGCUCACGGGCUCACCGAGCAUUUCGACGAGAAAAUCACACUGGCGCCGUUAAGCACAAAUGAGCUUCGAGUGGAUUUUCGAUUCAAUUCGGAGCGAAAUUUUAAUAUUGAAACAGAAUCCCGAGACUUUCUAACAUUUCCACGUAUCAUUCAAGAGCUUCUCACUCGGUACUCAAUUCGAAAAUUAACAGUGACAAUGGCACACGGGCGGUGGAAACUCGAUGAAUGGGGUGUGCCACCACAGCCUUCCGCCCCUGCUGGCGCUCAAGUUCUCGCUGAAUUCGAUGCUGAAAAUGAAGAAAAAGCAGAUGAGAGAAUGAAGUUUCUGGUGGAGGCGUUGAACGGAGUUCUGUGCACUUCGAUAUCUCAUAUUAAUGUGAUUACGUCGCCGGAGCUCGUCGUUUUGGCGAAUCAUGGGGAAAAGUCAAAGAAAUUAUUUAAAAGAUAUGGAGUAUUGAGUGGAGAGACGACGUGUACUGAGAAUUUGACGAGAUUGAGAAAGUUGUUGGCUUGUAAAGAGAAUGGUCUCAGCACUCUCCUCCACCCUUCAAAACUCUACAACUCCUUGUACCAUUCAUCUCAUCUUGUCAUAGAACAAAAGUGUCUCAAAAGUCAAUGUGAAGCGAGAAUGGAAGUUGGUGUGUCAGUUGUCAUGCGAAAUCCGUCUCAAAAAUCCCAAAGACACUGGUCGCUAGCGGAUGUCUUCGAUCGAAAACUUGGAUCUCAAUGCAUAAUCGCUCGAAGCAGUCAGAUCGAUGUCAUCGGUCGUCAGGGAGAAAUCACAUCGACAGAUAUUAAGAAUCUGACGGCGAUAAGUGGAGAAGAGCCAUUCGAAGUCUAUAUUCCAGUCACUGAGAUUUCCAAAAAAGAGUCCGUAGUGAAGGCGUGGUCGUCGCAAGGAGGAUUCGAGCAGAAGCAUGGAGUACUCACAGUUCACGUCACCAACGAUAACACUGAUUCAGAAAUCCACGUGUCUCAAAUAAUUCCAUAUUAUGUUCACUUGAGAUACAGUCGGAUAAAAUGGGAAUGUGAUAUGGACGGAGUUCCAACGAUUGUAAAAUAUCUACGGAAUAGUGAAGGAGGCGAGGCGCCAACACUUCUACAGUAUCGGCUGAAUCUAGCAGCUGGACAGACGUGUGAACUUGUGAUUCCCUUUGAUAAGCAGCUUCUAAGACUAGAACAAUACCCUCCUGAUGCCAACCACGGAAUGCACAUCCCAUCAGCCAGUGUAUUUGUUCGAAAGUCUCACUCUCCCCACGCCUACUCGAUCCACUCCAGUGCGAUUCUCGUGCUCCUCCCAGUACCCGACUUCUCGAUGCCAUUCAACGUCAUCUGUUUCGUGGCCACCGCCUUCGCACUUGUCUUCGGACCGAUUCAAUUAUAUUCGACGAUGUGGUUGGCGCCGGUCGUUAAAAAGUCACAAUGGGGAAGGAAAAUUCAUCGAAUCAUUCUUCUCGCUAUAAUUGCUUUCUGUCUUUAUGCUCAUAUGAUGGAUAUCAAUUUGAACGAGAUACGAAGAGGGAUUGAGAAUCAGUUGGAGAAGCUCAAUGAGCUGAAGUGA
Messenger RNA from Caenorhabditis remanei, 1596 nucleotides. RefSeq lists its product as uncharacterized. The record is from RefSeq and is a predicted model, not a curated record. Gene Ontology annotation, cellular component: GPI-anchor transamidase complex. NCBI's taxonomy places the organism in Eukaryota, Metazoa, Nematoda, Chromadorea, Rhabditida, Rhabditidae. The transcript has 4 exons. Gene Ontology annotation, biological process: attachment of GPI anchor to protein. The coding region runs from base 1 to 1596 and encodes 531 amino acids.